AUGGUGGCUGAGUGGUUAGCCUUCAUGCCAUACAGCUGGAAGAUCCUUUCCCGCUCGGACUGGGACCACAAGAGGGGCUCUCGAGGAUCACAGUCGUCAGGCACCACGGUGUUGGUGGACAUCGCGGUGAUGGGUGAAGCUCAUGGCCUCAUCUCAGACCUGCUGGCGGACCCCUCCCUUCCUCCAAACACCUGCACUGCUCUGAAAGCUGUCAGUAACCUCCUCACCACGCAACUCACCUUCCAACCGCUGCACCGGCCGCGCCCUGCACCCCUGCUCAACCCCAGCGAUUUCUACACCUGCUCAGACUCCGAGGAGGUUCCAGAGAAGGGGGACAAGACCUCCAUCAACAAGCGUUUGCGGAAGAGUCUGCAUCCUGGGCUUUUGAGAAGGAUCUCUUCCACGUGGACGACCACCACCUCAGCCACCGGCCUGCCCACCAUCGAGCCCGGGCCAGUCAGGAGGGACCGCAGCGCCAGCAUCAAGCCCUUCCACGAAACGCUCACAUGCAGUUGUGGUCGACCAAUCAUCAAAUUAAGUCAUGGAGAGGGUUCUAUGGACAAAGGAGACAGGAUACCUCGGCCGGGGGAGGAGGGGGCGGUGGUGUCGUCGGACUAUGAGAGCACCCACGAGGCCAACCACAGUGACAGCAGUGAUGUAGCACCCACAGAGGAGGACACGGAGGAGGGCAAAAGCACCUCUCAAAACGUCAUUCUUCACCCACUAAUGCCUCCAGAGGACAAACCGGUUCUGGCCCCUGAGCCGUUGUUAAUGGAGGAUCUGGAGCCACUGAUGAGCCAGCUAAAUAAUUGGAACUUUCACAUCUUUGAUUUGAUGGAGAGGACGAGUGGGAAGUGUGGAAGGAUCCUCAGCCAAGUCUCGUACCGACUCUUUGAAGACACGGGCCUUUUCGAGACCUUCAAGAUCCCUGUGAAAGAAUUCAUGAACUACUUCCAUGCCCUUGAGAACGGCUACAGGGACAUACCAUACCACAACAGGGUACACGCCACAGAUGUGCUGCACGCCGUCUGGUUCCUGACCACGCAGCCUGUGCCCGGUCUGCCCAGUCUCCUCAGUGACCACGGAUCUGCCAGCGACUCGGACUCGGACAGCGGCAUCACCCACAGUCACAUGGGCUUCCUGGUGUCCAAGACCUACACUGUGUCAGAGGACGGGUACGGCUGCCUGUCGGGCCUCAUCCCGGCUCUGGAGCUCAUGGCCCUGUACGUCGCCGCCGCCAUGCACGACUACGACCACCCCGGCAGGACCAACGCCUUCCUCGUGGCCACCAGCGCUCCCCAGGCAGUCCUCUACAACGAUCGCUCAGUCCUGGAGAACCACCACGCCGCCUCAGCGUGGAACCUGUUCCUGUCCCGGCCCGAGUUCAACUUCCUGCUGAACCUGGACCAUGUGGAGUUCAAACGCUUCCGCUUCCUGGUCAUCGAGGCCAUUCUCGCCACUGAUCUGAAGAAGCACUUUGACUUCCUUGCUGAGUUUAAUGCCAAGGUGGGCGAUGACCCCUCCACUGGGAUCGACUGGUCCAAUGAAAACGACCGUCUGCUGGUGUGCCAGAUGUGCAUCAAACUGGCCGACAUCAACGGGCCUCUGAAGUGUAAGGACCUGCACCUGCAGUGGACCGAGGGCAUUGUCAACGAGUUUUAUGAACAGGGUGAUGAGGAGUCCAGCCAGGGCCUUCCCGUCAGCCCCUUCAUGGACAGAGCCAAACCACAGCUGGCCAAACUGCAGGAGUCCUUCAUCACGCACAUCGUGGGGCCCCUGUGCCACUCCUACGACUCGGCCAGCCUGAUGCCGGGCCGGUGGGUGGAGCCCUGUUCUGAGGAAGACGAGCCCGACCACGAAGAGGAGGAAGAGGAGGACACUGCGGAGGAGGACACGUCCACCAGCUCAGAGAUGUCACAGAAAGCAGUGCCGAAGAAGAGGAGGAAAGCGUUCUGUCAGAUUACACACCAUCUGCUGGAAAACCAUGAGAUGUGGAAGAAAGUCAUCGCAGAAGAAACACCCAAACAAAGCCAGGGCUCAGAGUCUUUGCACUUGAACAAUGUCACCGAGCCCAUUCUGGCCAUCCACGAGGAAGAGGAGGAGCCAGGGAGCCGCGAGGAGCUGCUGGAGGGAGAGGAGCCCGAGGAGACUGUGGAUCAAUCUGAUUGGUCGACGCACGAGGAGGUGGGGGGCCACACCAGUAUGAUGCGCUACGACGACCACACCGUGUGCAAACCUCUGAUCAUCCGAGAGCAGCGCUUCUACGAGUCUCUGCCUCCAGACAUGAAGGAGUUCACCCCAGAAUACAAAGACCCUCCUGCAUCUGCAAGUAACGACUACAAAAUAAUCCAGUGGGGAAAACGAAAAAAGUCAGUCAUGAAGCCAAUAGAAAAAACUGCAGCCAACAACUGGAUGCUGGACAACCCGGUCCACUCUUCAGCCGCGAAGAGCUCCUGCCAUCCAAACCUCAAGAUGUUCCUGGCUGCCCUGUCUUUUGCCUAUUUUGCCAAAGCUCUGUCAGGCAGCUACAUGAAGAGCACCAUCACCCAGCUGGAGCGGCGCUUUGACAUCCCAAGUUAUCUGAUCGGCAUCAUCGACGGAAGCUUCGAAAUAGGGAAUUUACUGGUGAUUGCCUUUGUGAGUUAUUUUGGAGCCAAACUUCACCGACCAAAGAUCAUUGCACUGGGAUGUGUCCUCAUGUCGUUCGGGACCUUCCUGAUCGCUAUGCCUCAUUUCUUGAUUGGCAGCUACAAGAUCCACACAGCAGUCAGACCCUCGCUCAAUUCAUCCUCUGUUCUUUCCCCGUGUUCACCUGGCCCACCUGACUCAGCCAUGACAGGUUGUGAGCGCGAGUCCAGCGUCUCCAUGUGGAUCUAUGUGUUUUUGGGAAAUGUCCUUCGUGGAAUUGGAGAGACACCAGUCCAGCCGUUAGGAAUUUCUUACAUCGAUGACUACGCUCGGUCAGAGAAUGCGGCUUUAUAUAUUGGUUGUGUCCAGACAAUAUCUGUAAUAGGUCCAGUUUUCGGAUACCUCCUUGGUUCCUUAUGUGCCAAAAUCUACGUGGAUGUUGGCAAUGUGGACAUGGAAACUGUGACCAUUACCCCUGGAGAUGCCCGCUGGGUUGGGGCUUGGUGGCUGGGCUACAUCAUCACCGGAGUGGUCACCCUCAUGUCAGCUGUACCUUUCUGGUUUCUGCCCAAAUCUCUGCCGGUCCCGGUGGAAAAACACGACUCCAGCUGCAGCCCGGAGCAAACGCGCUUCAUUCAGCACUCCCCGCGCAUGCAGCACAAGUUCAGACAGGAAGAGCCGGUCAACCUGCAGCAGAUGGCCAAAGAUUUCAUCCCCACCUUAAAAAGUCUGCUCGGAAACCCCGUCUACGUCCUCUACCUGUGCGUGACGAUUAUCCAGUUUAAUUCCCUCAUCGGAAUGGUCACGUACAAACCCAAAUACAUCGAGCAGCACUACGGCCUGUCCGCGUCCAAGGCCAAUUUCCUCAUGGGCAUCAUUAACAUCCCCGCUGUGGCUCUGGGGAUGUUCUCUGGAGGGCUGCUCAUGAGGAACUGUAAGCUGGGCAUUAUGGGAGCAGCCAAGUUCGCCUUCGGCACCUCCCUGCUGGGUUACUUUCUCUCACUGUUCUUCUUUGCCAUGGGCUGUGAGAACGCCAAGGUGGCUGGUGUCACCGUUUUAUACACUGGUGCAGAAAGCUUGUCCUACCAGGAACGCUCGCUCUUCUCUGAGUGUAACUUGGGCUGCUCGUGUUCCAGGAGAGACUGGGACCCAGUCUGUGGCAGGAACGGCAUCACUUAUGUUUCUCCAUGUUUGGCUGGGUGCACCGCCUCAUCAGGCUCCGGCAAAAACACAGUGUUUGAGAGCUGCAGGUGUGUGGCUGCAGCAGGGGCCCUCCCGGAGAACCUCACAGCCUCUCUGGGACAGUGUCCGCGGGGCGACAGCUGUGAGCAGGUCUUUCCUUACUUCCUGGCGCUGUCAGUGCUCAGCUCCUUCAUCAUCUCACUGGGAGGAACGCCAGGCUUCAUGCUGCUAGUCAGAUGCAUAAAACCUGAGCUCAAAUCCUUCGCUCUUGGAAUCCACACACUGGCCACUCGGACUCUGGCGGGAAUACCUGCCCCUAUAUAUUUUGGAGCCAUAAUUGACUCGACGUGUCUGAAAUGGGGGUACAAGACGUGUGGGGGAAGAGGAGCCUGCCGUAUUUACAACACCUCUGCGUACAGGAUCGUGUACCUCAGUCUGACGUUGGGCUUACGGACCGUGUCUUUCUUCUUGUGCAUUUUGGGCUUUGGCAUUCUCAAAAGACAGAUUAAAAUGGAGGAGAAAAGCGCUCUGGCCAAUGGGAACGCAGAGCAGGAAUGUCUUAAGAAAGAGGAGAGUGGCUCAGGUCAGUGUGAACAGUUUAUUUUGGCCUUGAACUCAAACUCCGACAGAGAAACGCGAUUGUGA
This is a messenger RNA of Knipowitschia caucasica, 4455 nucleotides long. NCBI's taxonomy places the organism in Eukaryota, Metazoa, Chordata, Actinopteri, Gobiiformes, Gobiidae. The record is from the annotation of a GenBank genome assembly.